AUGGCUAACAAAGAAACCAUGAAAGCCGUCGUCUUUGAUGGCCUGCGCAAAGUUUCCGUCCAGGAUCGCCCAAUUCCAAAGGUGCGAAAUCGUCACGAGAUUGUCGUGAAGGUUACGGCAACCGCGCUGUGUGGCUCCGAUCUUCAUGUCUAUCGUGGCUUAGAGCCUUCUCAGCCGGGAUAUGUGAUGGGGCAUGAGUUUACCGGCAUCGUUGUCGAAGCAGGCGAGGAUAUCAAGACUAUCCAACUUGGUGACCAGGUUGUUGUGCCAUUCACUAUUUCUUGCAUGAAGUGCUUUUACUGCAACCACGGGUGGACCUCACGAUGUGAAUCCUCUCUUCUUCUUGGAAGCCCCAAUCUGGACGGAGCUCAGGCGGAAUACGUCCUUGUGCCACAUGCCGACGGCACGGCGAUAAAAGCCCCAAGUGGCGUCCCCAAGGAGACGCUCGUCCUCAUGGCCGACAUCUUCCCGACUGGCUUCUUCGGUGCAAAGAAUGCGUUCAAACUGAUGGACCAGAUCGACCCCAAGGAGGCGACGGUCGUGGUCAUGGGUUGCGGGCCCGUCGGUCUCUGCGCCAUCAUUUGUGCCCUUGAAUACAAUCCCAAGCAGAUUAUUGCCAUUGAUGGCGUUGACAGCCGUUUAGAAAUCGCCAAAUCUCUUGGCGCCAUACCUCUGAACUAUACGAAGGAAGGCAUCAACUUGUCACAAUUCGUUUUGGAAGCAACCGAGGGCAGAGGUGCAGACGCAGUUAUUGAGGUUGUGGGUGCGAAGCAAGCUCUCAGGACAGCAUACGAUAUCAUUCGGCCAUGGGGGGUAAUUAGCAGCAUUGGAGUUCAUAACUCAGAGGUUCCUUGGACUGCGACGGAAGCAUAUGACAAAAACUUGAGAGUGCAAAUGGGCAGAUGCCCUGUCCGUGCAGUGUUCCCCGAAGCUCUCGAGGUCUUGGCCAAGAAUCACCAGAAGCUCAGCUUCAUGUUUGACAAGCUUAUGCCUUUAACCCAGGCUGUUGAAGCAUAUGACCUCUUCGACAAGAUGCAGGUCCAAAAGGUUAUUUUCAAACCAAAUGAGUGA
Molecule: messenger RNA, 1071 nt
Organism: Clonostachys solani
Lineage: Eukaryota; Fungi; Ascomycota; Sordariomycetes; Hypocreales; Bionectriaceae
Source: the annotation of a GenBank genome assembly